Messenger RNA from Closterium sp. Naga37s-1, 2064 nucleotides. The record is from the annotation of a GenBank genome assembly. Lineage: Eukaryota; Viridiplantae; Streptophyta; Zygnematophyceae; Desmidiales; Closteriaceae.
AUGGCGGACCAUAUCCCGGUCUCUAAUGUGGCUCCGCCUGACCGGUUUUACCUCGCCUAUUUCAUCUUCCUGCUGCUGGGCGUCGGCUUUCUCCUCCCGUGGAAUGCCUUCAUCACAGCCGUUGAUUACUUCUACCUGCUCUAUCCGACGGCCCACGUCGCGACGCUGUUUUGUGUCGCGUACAUGUUCGCCAACCUCGGCACUCUAAUUCUCGUUCUAUUGUACGGCCAGCAUGUCCCCUCUCGCACGCGCAUCGUCCACGGCUUCAUCGCAUUCACUCUCCUCGUCCUCCUCGUCCCUGCGCUUGACGCUCUUUCCGCUCCUGGCGCCACCUCUCCCAACGCCCUCCAAGACACGGACAGCCCCGACGUGGCCGGUAGAUCCGCCGCGUCGUCGCCGCUGGCGCUGGCAAUGACAGUCGCGGCGGUUGCGGCGUCGGGGGCGAUAGAUGCGGUGGUGCAGGGGAGCCUGUUCGGCAUGGCGGGCGAGCUACACGAGCGGUACACGCAAGCCCUCGCUGCCGGGACUAGUGUUUCAGGCAUCGUGGUGUCCGUAGUGCGCAUCUUAACCAAGGCAGUUCUCCCCAACACCCCCACGGGCCUGCGUCUCUCCGCGCAUCUCUACUUCCUGCUCUCCGCGCUCAUCCUGGUCGUCUGCCUCCUCGCCUUCCGCCGCCUGCACUCGCUCCCCGUCAUCGUCUUCCUCCAAUCCCAGGUCGCCGCGCUCGCCGAGGCUGAGCGCCGGGCCCGGGACAAGGCUCGGAAGGAGGCUUGGCAAUCCGGGCCUGGCUCGGGCGCUGUUGCAGCCAAGGCAAUCUGCCAUGGUGGGAGCGGGAAGGGGGAGAGAACAGGGGCGGGGAAAGGACAUGCUGGGGAGGGGCGCGUGGGGGAGAGUGUGGGGGCGGACAGACAGGCGGAAGAAAGGGAAGGAGAGGGGGAAGGAGAAGCGGAGGGGGAGGUUGCUGCGGAGGGGGGUUUGGCAAGUGAGGACGAGGCUUUAGAGCCGUUGGUGAAGCGAGAGGCGACGAUAGAGGAGGAGCAAGUGAUUCGGCAGCUGCUGCAGAUUGAAGACGAGGCGGAAUGGUGGGAGCAGGAGCGCGCGCGGGACGUUUCAGGCGCAGAAGGAGAAGGAGAAGGAGCAGGAGCAGCAGGAACAGGAGCAGCAGGAGCAGGAGCAGCAGGGGCAGGAGCAGCAGUGACAGUAAGAGAAGCAGGAGCAGAAGCAGAGUCGGUGGCUGAUGGUGCUCCGCUGAUGGAUGGGUGUAGCGCCAGCAGCAGCGAGAUAGCAGAGAUAGAAGGGGAAAGGGAAGGUGAAAAAAGUUCAGAACACGGAGUCUGUCAAGGCGAUAAGGUAGAGUAUGCUCUUGCGUAUGCACAGAGUCACAGUCAGGCGACCAGCAAGGGCAGGUACUCUCAUGGUACGGGCAAGGCAAGGAGGCGGGUGUGGGAUCGUGUGGUGUCCUGGUGGGAGCACACCUUUCGCUCUGAAGAAGCCAUGUUAGCUGAAGGCCGGGCUUUUUCCCUCCACGUACACGUACCCUCUAUAGUCGACUCCGCUCCCUCGAUAUACCGCCAGCAGUGGGAGGUCAUGCAGCAGAUCUGGCCGUACGCGGUUUCGCUUUCAAUAGUGUACAUAGUCACGCUUUCUAUCUUUCCGGGGUUUAUAGCGGAGCUCCAGUCUGACGCGCUCGGCUCGUGGUACCCCAUCCUCCUUAUAGGCAUGUACAACGUGUUCGAUUUCUUUGGGAAAAUGGCGCCGGUAGUGUUCCUGGUGACGGAUUUGAAGGUGUUAGUGGCUCUAGUACUGGCGAGAGGGGGGUUUUACGUUCUUUACCCCCUCUGUGUGUGGUGGGGCCCCCUAUGGGCUCGGCAUGAGGUCAUUAUUGCUGCUGUUACAGGGGCGUUUGGGUUUUCUAACGGGCUGUUGACGAGCCUGCUUAUGAUGGCUGCUCCGAACCAGGUGCCUCGGGACCGAGCUGAAUCGGCUGGUAUGGUGAUGGUGGUGUUUCUCGUGGUGGGGCUGUUCAUUGGUUCUCUGCUCAGCUGGGCACGUCUGGGGUUCUAA